Molecule: messenger RNA, 2267 nt
Organism: Carassius auratus (goldfish)
Lineage: Eukaryota; Metazoa; Chordata; Actinopteri; Cypriniformes; Cyprinidae
Exons: 2
Coding region: 384-1370 (328 amino acids)
Biological process (GO): DNA integration
Molecular function (GO): nucleic acid binding
Source: RefSeq, a predicted model, not a curated record
CUUUAACUAUCAUUUUGCAUUAUUGAGACACUGUCUUCCAAAUGAAUGUUGUUCAGUGCUUUGGCGCAAUGUAUUUUGUUUAAAGCACUAUAUAAAUAAAGGUGAUUGAUCACAACGGAUUGCUCAAGGUGGGAGGAAGGCUUUGUGAUGCUUCUGCCCCUAACUCUGUUAAACAUCCAGUGUUAAUUCCAAAGGAACAUCACCUUACAAAACUUCUGAUCGCUGAUUGUCAUGAAAAAACGGCACAUCAAGGGAAGGGCUUGACUAUCAAUGAGAUCAGAUCAAGAGGAUUUUGGAUAACAGGAGUAAACAGGACUGUAGCAUCCUUUAUACGACAGUGUGUGAGAUGUCGCAAGCUUCGCAGACCCACUGAAGAGCAAAAAAUGGCUAACCUGCCCUCAGAGCGCAUAGAUCCAUCCCCUCCAUUCACAUACAGCGGAAUGGAUGUUUUUGGUCCGUUCUUCACUAGACAAGGCCGUAAAUCGUACAAGAGGUAUGGACUUAUUUUUACUUGUUUCUGUUGCAGAGCCAUCCAUAUUGAGAUGCUGGAUGACAUGUCCACAGACGCCUUUAUCAAUGGUCUACGUUGUUUCAUCGCUGUAAGAGGAGCAGUAAAUCAAAUAAGGUGUGACCAAGGCACUAAUUUCAUUGGAGCCAAGAAUGAGCUCACCAAGGCCAUGGAAGAGAUUGACACCAACCGUCUGGUAACAUUCGUAGCAGAAAAACAGUUUGACUUUGUCUUUAACGCACCCCAUGCAAGUCACACUGGCGGAGUUUGGGAGAGACAGAUUAGAACUGUCAGAAGUGUUCUUCGUUCCACUCUGUCCCAGUCAUCUGGAAGGCUAGAUGAUUCUUCUCUGCGAACAUUUUUCUAUGAAGCCAUGGCCAUUGUAAAUAGUCGUCCACUCACUGUAGAUAACUUAAGUGAUCCCUGCAGUCCUGAGCCUCUAACCCCUAAUCACCUCCUCACCCUGAAAACUACUCAAGCCUUACCACCCCCUGGGAAGUUUGUCAGAGAAGACCUAUAUGGUCGUAAGAGAUGGCGCCAUGUCCAAUACUUAGCAGAACAGUUUUGGGGACGUUGGCACAAGGAGUAUGUGUCUAACAUUGCAACAAGACAAUGCUGGCUUUCACCAAGAAGGAACAUGCAAGCGGGAGAUAUAGUCUUGGUGAAAGCAGCCGAUCUGCCCAGGAAUGAGUGGCGCUUGGCAGAAGUUAUUGAGACUGUCGUUGACAAAGAUGGUUUGGUGAGAAGAGUAAAGAUACGUUUUGGAGACAGAAAUCUGGGAAAGGAUGGUAAACGUCUGAACAAACCAUCAUUAGUUGAACGCCCAGUGCAGAAGCUGGUCCUGCUGCUGGAGGCACACUGAACAUCCUGACAUAUCCUUUGAUUUAAGCAGUUUAUAGUAGAACAAGUUUCAGUUUGCUUUACAUCUAGCCUUAAACAUUGGUAUUUUACUUUAGAAAUCAUUCGUGACUAAAGUUUAAAAUUUAUAGUCACACAUGAUUGGUGGGAGUGUAAAUAACCAUCAGUUAUUUAAUUAGUUUCCAGGAUUUAUAUAUUAUUCUUAUAUUAUUUAAUUAUAUCCUUUCUUAAUAUUAGUCAACUGUUUGUUAUAUUUUGUAGUGUUAUUUUACACUCAAUAAGUUAUUUAACCGAUAGAGACUUUUAUUUUGAAAGGCGGCUUGACGGAAGUGCUCAGAGCCCGCUCAUGAGAGCGCCCAAAGACGGAGACUGCACACGGCGUUAGGAAUUAAGGACACUUUUAAGUGAAUUUAUGCAUCAGAUUGUUGUUUUAUUUUCAGUAUUCUGUUUGCUUUGAGUUUGUUGCUUGACACCUGGUUGGAAAGGAGAACAAGCUCUUACGGUGUUGUGAAGUCUAUAAGGACAAUAAACACAAAAGGAAAGACCGUACAACAUCAGUGAAUGAGUUAAAUCCUUUAUUCUUCAACCGGGCUGUUACAAACUGGAAAAAAAGUAACAAAAAUAAAUAAAUAAAUAAAUAAAUAAUUAUAAACACAAAAUAAAACUGCUUAAAAUAAAAUAAGAAUGAGCUUGCACCCAUUGUUUUUAUAAGUUAAAAACUGCUGAACUGCUUAAAAUAAAAUAAGAAUGAGCUUGCACCCAUUGUUUUUAUAAGUUAAUGUAUACAGUAUAUGUUUACUUAUUUGUUUGUUUGGUUUACCUUACAAUAUUAUAAAUAUUGGGGAUUUGUUAAUGACUAAUUAAAAUUAUUAUUUUUUUCUUCUUCUUUUUCAUUGUUCAU